UGUCUUCACAUCCUGAGUUGCAUCAAAGCAUCGCUCGGAACAAACGCUUUUGAAGGCGGAUUUAUUUUCAAAUGAUGGAUCGCAUGCCUCACGCUGACGUUCAGAUUUCAUCCAUCGUGGUGGUCAACAUCAUGUGGUGGAUGGUGAUGCUCGCUGGCAUCGGUUUGGGCGCCACUCAUCUGAACCAUUGCCCGGUGCAGUCCAGAAUCCCCAUCUACCUGGUGGUUCUGGGCUCGUCCAGCCUGCUGGCUUUAUCUGUGACUUACUGCCGCUACAUCUGGGAGAGCGGCCUGAUGAGCACGAUCACUUCCAUCGGCGUGGCUCUGUUACACCUCUUCACCUUCUGCUGGUUUGUCGCAGGGUCAACUUGGGUCUACGGCGCGUACCCGGCCAGCUUCACGCCCGGAGAAGCUCGCUACUGCCAUAAGAGCACCUACAACUUUGCUUUCAUCAUCACCACGCUGGUGUGGGCCAGCGCCACGCUGUCGCUGUGCUGCUGUGCUUGCUUCGUGUCGAUGACCUGCUGCAAGACAGUCACGGCCCGACACCGGUUGACGCCCACCCGCACCACAUCGUACGGAACGACUCAUCUGCUCGACGAAGACGACGCAACAGGUGGUGUCUGAUCCCAGCUCAAACGUGGACUUAUUUGCAAUAUGAGUCAAGAACGGUAUAUAGUUUUUACACGUAAGCAACAACUUUGACAUUUUUGAAGCAACAUGUUUAUUAUAAAAUCCCACAUUAAUGUGUCUCGAGUUGAA
Molecule: messenger RNA, 761 nt
Organism: Syngnathus typhle (broad-nosed pipefish)
Lineage: Eukaryota; Metazoa; Chordata; Actinopteri; Syngnathiformes; Syngnathidae
Product: transmembrane protein 272-like
Exons: 4
Coding region: 72-626 (184 amino acids)
Source: RefSeq, a predicted model, not a curated record